This is a messenger RNA of Orycteropus afer afer, 402 nucleotides long. Its product is annotated as 60S ribosomal protein L36a. Gene Ontology annotation, molecular function: structural constituent of ribosome. NCBI's taxonomy places the organism in Eukaryota, Metazoa, Chordata, Mammalia, Tubulidentata, Orycteropodidae. Gene Ontology annotation, cellular component: ribosome; cytosolic large ribosomal subunit. Gene Ontology annotation, biological process: translation. The record is from RefSeq and is a predicted model, not a curated record.
UUUUUUUGGUGCUGGUAGCACUCCCGCGAACAUGGUGAACGUUCCUAAAACCCGCCGGACUUUCUGUAAGAAGUGUGGCAAGCACCAACCCCACAAAGUGACACAGUAUAAGAAGGGCAAAGAUUCUCUAUAUGCCCAGGGAAAGCGGCGUUAUGACAGGAAACAGAGUGGAUAUGGUGGGCAGACUAAGCCAAUUUUCCGGAAGAAGGCUAAAACUACAAAGAAGAUUGUGUUGAGGCUUGAAUGUGUUGAGCCCAACUGCAGAUCUAAGAGAAUGCUGGCUAUUAAAAGAUGCAAGCAUUUUGAACUGGGAGGAGAUAAGAAGAGAAAGGGGCAGGUGAUCCAGUUCUAAGCUUCAUCUUGUUUUAUUACCAAGAAAAUAAAAUCUUGACAUCAUGUUCA